UCCAGGCCAUCGAGUGUUCGCAUCGAUGUUCUCGAGAAUCGAUCAGAGGCCUCGACGCGAAGUGUUUCUCGAUAACAUGUUGACAGUUUCGACAAUUGAAGUGGGCAACGAUUUUGACCGUUAGAAAUAAAGUUAUGGCGUAGCUUUUUCGAGUGUGGAUCUAGUUCGUAUUCGCCUUGAUUAUAAUCAUAAUCUUAUUCGCCGGGCGAUUAUAUUAUGCUGCAGGUUCGCGGUCGACUCGAAUCGGUUGAUCAAGUGCCAGCAUCGAGACGAGACGUCAGUUGUUGUUGCGGCUCACUUCCGGUCUUCAACGCCGGUAAAACGAAAUUUCGUACCGAACGAACGAUUCUUACGAAGAUUUCUCGACGAAUUCCCGACCAAUCUGGAACGUAAUUCACAUUUCAAGUGUUCAACGACGAAUUUUCCCUGUAAUUUGUCCACGGUAUCGUGAUAAAGAUGAGGGAUGCGAUUUCGCAGAAAGGAAACAAUAACAGUAACAAUAAUAACAAUAACGCAACACCCUCGAAGACCAAGCCUUCCUUGGAGAUUUAUCGACCUCCAGGCGGAAGAACAGAAGGAGCCACGGCGAACGUCACUAAUCCGCGAUUGAACGUACACGCGAAGGAGUUCACUAUGAAGCAGAACGAUUCGCAUCCUUCUAAAUCUCGGAACGCUUCAGAGCGAUCCCCGUACUAUCUGCAGCAUAGCAAGUCGAGCGGCAACGUGCACCGGUAUUUGUACGCGCAACAACAGCAACAGAUACAGCACACCCUGCAGCAACAACAUCACCAGAUAUCCCGUCAGUCGCAGGGCAGUCAUCAUUCGGCGCUCAGACAGGCACAUCCGCUCGAUAAUUCCGCGUCGGGUGGUAAUAUUAUACAUGGCUCCGGUAGGGUCCAUUUCAGCGUGGACCAGAACGAAGUUAAAGCGAAUCCGGGAAAACCCGGCAGGCUCACCAAGUCGUUGUCCUUUGUCUCUACGUACGGUUUGAAACGAUCGAAAAGCCUGAACGCAGCCGAUGUGUUGGCCGCGAAGGCGAUGAACAUCUCGGACGCCUCGGAAUUAGGGAAAUUCCCUCCUGGGGUUCAGGACACGCUACUGAGGGCCAUCGAAGAUCCGAAUCUAUUAAAUGCAAGAGCGCUCAUGGAACUGGUACGCCACAUUCUCGAGAGGGUUGUCGAGAACCGGAAAUACGCGGAGCCUGCGGCGAAAAUUUGUAUCACCAUUAUAGAGAAAGAAGCUAAGGAAACGUUCUUGGAGUCCUUGUUAAACAUGUGCCAGCAGUGGUACCAGGAUCGCGUGAAGAUAUUAUACGACAGAUCCAGUUACCAUCGUUACUCUGCCUUCAUGACGUUCCUGAACGAGAUGUAUUGUCAGUUGAAGCGGAGGCAGCUCCAGCUGAAGACGCAACAGGAGGGCGUUCCUCCUGGACGCGUUCUCUUGACGUUGCUUUGGAAGUGCUGUCAGGACUGCUUGCAGCCACCUGUCGUCAAUUCUCUGGCGGAGACGGACUGUCUGUUCUUCGUCCUGACGUGUAUCGGCAAGGACUUGGACACUGAACUGCCGGCCCAGUUGCAACAGUUGCUCGGCAGCUUGAGGGACGCGUUUCUCGCCGAGGACACGAUCCUGCCUCCGGUCCGAAAGACCCUUCUGCAACUGAUCGAGCUUCACGCCGCCCACUGGCAGCUUCCUGCUCCGGCGGUCGUCUACUAUUACCCUGGAUCGACCUCGAAAUGAUCCUUUGCCAUCUCCGG
Molecule: messenger RNA, 1754 nt
Organism: Dufourea novaeangliae
Lineage: Eukaryota; Metazoa; Arthropoda; Insecta; Hymenoptera; Halictidae
Product: CBP80/20-dependent translation initiation factor
Exons: 10
Coding region: 457-1737 (426 amino acids)
Biological process (GO): regulation of translational initiation
Cellular component (GO): cytosol
Molecular function (GO): RNA binding; translation activator activity; protein binding
Source: RefSeq, a predicted model, not a curated record